Penicillium malachiteum is the source of this 1500-nucleotide messenger RNA. RefSeq lists its product as uncharacterized. Gene Ontology annotation, molecular function: transmembrane transporter activity. Lineage: Eukaryota; Fungi; Ascomycota; Eurotiomycetes; Eurotiales; Aspergillaceae. The record is from RefSeq and is a predicted model, not a curated record. Gene Ontology annotation, cellular component: membrane. Gene Ontology annotation, biological process: transmembrane transport. The transcript has 10 exons. Bases 1 to 1500 code for a protein of 499 amino acids.
AUGGACGGUGCCAAAUGUUCAGAAAACCAACACAUCGAGCAAUAUGUGCUCGAAAAUCCUAAGGCUCAAGGCCUGAAGGCUGUGCCUGAAGUGUUGUUGACUUUGUCUUCGGAAGAGAGAGAACAAAAGGAGAAGGCAUUGGUCAGAAAGAUUGACACCAGACUGUUGAUAAUCAUGUUGGUUAUGUAUAUCCUCAACUACCUAGAUCGCAACAACAUCGCAGCCGCGAAAUUGGCGGGGCUACAGGAUGAUUUGAAUCUUACAGGUGACGAGUACCAGGUCUGUGUUAGCAUCUUGUUUGUCGGAUACCUCCUAAUGCAAGUGCCUUCAAAUAUGAUUCUUAAAAAGUUCGGUAAACCUUCAAUCUAUUUGCCCAGCUGCAUGGUAGUAUGGGGUGUCAUCUCUUGUUGCACUGCUGUCACAAAGGACUUCGGGGGCUUGCUGGCCGUCCGAUUCUUCCUCGGAUUUAUUGAGGCUGCUUAUUUUCCCGGUUGUCUUUAUCUCCUGUCGGCAUGGUAUACAAGGAAGGAACUAGUGAAGCGAACUGCAUUACUAUACGCGGGAUCAUUGAUUUCAGGAGCCUUUUCAGGCUUGAUAUCUGCUGGUAUUACUAGUGGCCUGAAUGGGGCCCGAGGUAUCGCAGCAUGGAGAUGGCUCUUUAUCAUAGAGGGCUCACUGACGAUUUUUGCGGCUUUAGUCGCUUUCUUCAUUGUUCCUGAUCUUCCCAGAACCACACUCUGGUUGAGUGAUGAUGAGAAAGUGCUUGCAGCUUGGAGAUUAGAAGAAGAUAUUGGUGAGGACGAUUGGGUGGAUAGUGAACAUCAAAGCAUGUUCCAUGGUGCAAAGCUGGCUUUCCUAGAUCCGAAAACCUGGCUACUGCUCGGUCUCAUUUACGGCUGUACAUCGGCCGGCGCUGUUACCACUUUCUUCCCGAGUGUAAUGGCUGGACUUGGCAGGAAUAAAAUCGAUACCUUGCUCCUGACAACACCGCCAUAUCUCAUAGGAACAAUUGUUGUGUUGAUCAAUGCCUGGCAUGCAGACCGCACAGGUGAACGAUACCUGCACAUGUGUCUUCCACCAUUAUUGCUAUUGUGUCUUUCGUCCUGGCUAUGGCAGGAAAUAACUUUGCCGCUCGUUAUGUGUGGUAUUUACUCCAGUUACGUUGUUGCCCUCGGAUACAUUUCAAACAUCUUGCCUCGUCCUGCCGCAAAGCGUGCAGCUGCUUUGGCCUUGAUCAAUUGUCUCAGUAAUGUGUGCCAAAUUUACACGCCUUAUCUUUACCCUGAUUCCGCCGCACCUCGAUAUAUCACCGCUUUUAGUAUCGACAUCGGAAUGUGCGUCAUGACGAUCAUAUUUGCCACCAUCCUUCGCAUUUAUCUUGGAAGGCUGAACAAGCAACUGGACCAAGAGGAGGGUACGGAUCUGACCACAGACGCUAUGUCCAGUGAAGGAAAUGGCCCCUCCGGAUUGACUGUUAGAAGUUUCCGAUACUUGCUUUAA